This is a messenger RNA of Rotaria sordida, 1824 nucleotides long. The record is from the annotation of a GenBank genome assembly. Lineage: Eukaryota; Metazoa; Rotifera; Eurotatoria; Philodinida; Philodinidae.
AUGGUCGGUCACUGUCUUAUACGUCGUCCAAUAAAACCGAAACAAAUUGGUCGUGCACCAAUUCUUGGUCGUCCACGUUUAUUUGGUGGAAAAUUAUUAGAUUAUAUUCAAGUAACACAACAACAUAUUCCAUUAAUUAUUUCAUCAUGUGUUAGUGCUAUUAAUCGACUUGGUUUACAUAAUCAAGGUAUUUUUCGUGUACCCGGUGCACAAGUUGAUAUAAAUCAAUUUAAAGAAGCUUUCGAAAAAGGUGAAGAUCCAUUAGUUAAUAUCACAGGUCGAGAUAUGAAUUCAGUUGCUGGUGUAUUAAAAUUAUAUUUUCGUGAAUUAAAAGAACCAUUAUUUGCUCGAGAUAUGUUUGAUUCAUUUAUUUCAUGUAUUAUUGAUGUUGAAUCUGAAGAAAAAUGUGUCGAAAAUCUUAAUCAAGUUUUAAAACUUCUUCCUCGUCCAAUAUUUAUAGUCAUGCGUUAUUUUUUUGCAUUUCUUAAUCAUUUAGCAGAAUAUUCUGAUGAAAAUAUGAUGGAUGCAUCAAAUUUAGCAAGUUGUUUAGCACCAUCACUUAUGCCAAUACCUGAAGAUAAAGAUCAAGUACAAUAUUUAACACAUACAAUUGAACUUAUACGAACAAUGAUAAUACAUCAUGAAGAAAUCUUUCCAAUAAAUGAUGAUGAUCCAAUCUAUGAAAAAUUUGCUACUACAAUUCCAAUUGAUGGUGAAGAAGAUGAAGAUGAUGAAGGUGAAAUGAUAAGUGAACAUUCGUUAAGACGAUCAGCAAGUGAUGAUGAAAUGGAAAUGGUAGAAGCAGUGGCAUUAUUUGAUUAUAAUGGUAGAACAAAUAAAGAAUUAUCAUUUAAAAAAAAUCAAAUUAUAUUUAUUUAUAAAAAAAUGAAUCAUGAAUGGUGGUUAGGACAUAUAGCUGGUGGAAAUCAGUCAGGAUUUAUUCCUGAUGGUUACAUCAAGCUUAAAUCCAGACGCCGAGAUUCAGCUCCUUCUGUUCAACAUCAUCCUCGACUUCGUUUAACACCUAAUCCAUCAUCUUCAAUUACUUUACCAACAUUAUCGAAUAAUCAAUUAAAUGCCUCUAUUUCAACCACACUAACAUCUAAUCAAUAUCAUCAAUCAUCAAAUUUUUCAUUAGUUGAUGAAUAUCGUCUUCAAUCAGCAAAAGAAACUGAAAUAGUUGAAGUUGAUUUUGAUAUUAAUAACAAAGAAGAAGAAGAAGAAGAAGAAGAAAAAAAUUCUUCUAUAAUUAAAAAUUAUCCCAUACCUGCUUCUCGUACCAUCAAUGAUGUUUUAUUAUCUAAUUCACCUCCACCAAUAUUAUCAUCAUCACAUUUACCAUCAAUAAAUGAUCAACAAAUAAUUGAUAUUGAUACAGCAUUACGUGAAAUUUUAUCAGGUAUACAAACUGUUGAAGAAUGUCAUGCACAAUAUUUUCGUUCAAAUCAACAAAAAGAAAUUGAUGAACCUGAUCUUGUACUUAAUUUACCUAAAACAAAUCGAUUUUUAACAACACAAACAUCAAAAUCAUUUGAUGAAAAUUUAUUAAAAAAAUCUUCAUUACCAAUAUCACAUUCAACGACAAUUAUUGAUUUAACACAUACAUCACGAUCAAAUUCAUCAUCACCAGAAUUAAUUAAACAAAAUAAAAUUCCACCACCUAUUAUGAAAAAACCCGAAAAAACUUUACAAUUAAUUAAACGUCUUGGUUUACAACAAACAAAUGAAUCAUCUUCAUCAUCAACAUAUUUUAAUAUUACACAGCAUCAACAACAACAACAAUCAAUAUCGAUUUCUAGUUCAUCAAAAGCUACGCAAGUUUAA